Messenger RNA from Ailuropoda melanoleuca (giant panda), 969 nucleotides. RefSeq names its product olfactory receptor 7A10. Gene Ontology annotation, cellular component: membrane. Gene Ontology annotation, molecular function: G protein-coupled receptor activity; olfactory receptor activity. The record is from RefSeq and is a predicted model, not a curated record. Gene Ontology annotation, biological process: G protein-coupled receptor signaling pathway. Lineage: Eukaryota; Metazoa; Chordata; Mammalia; Carnivora; Ursidae. The transcript has a single exon. The coding region runs from base 1 to 969 and encodes 322 amino acids.
AUGGGAGCAGGCAAUGAUACCCACAUUUCAGGAUUUCUUCUUCUGGGAUUAUCAAAUGAUGAAGAACUUGAGCUCCUCAUAUUUGCAGUUUUCCUCUCCAUGUACCUGAUCACCGUGUUUGGAAAUCUACUCAUCAUCCUGGCCGUCGGCUCAGACUCCCACCUCCACACCCCCAUGUACUUCCUCCUGGCUAACCUGUCCUUUGUAGACAUCUGUUUCAUCUCCACCACCGUCCCCAAGAUGCUGAUGAAUAUACAGACCCAGAGCAAAGUUAUAACCUAUACAGGAUGCAUCAGCCAGGUCUGUUUUUCAAUACUCUUUGCAGGCUGGGAUGACUUUCUCCUGGCCUUGAUGGCCUAUGACCGGUUCGUGGCCAUCUGUCACCCCCUGCACUACAGGGUCAUCAUGAACCCCCGGCUCUGUGGACUGCUGGUUCUGGUGUCCUGGAUCAUGAGUGUCCUGAAUUCCUUAUUACAGAGCUUAAUGGUGUUGCGGUUGACCUUCUGUACAGAUGUGGAAAUCCCCCACUUUUUCUGUGAACUCAAUCAAAUGAUCCAACUUGCCUGUUCUGAUACAUUUGUUAAUGACACAGUGCUAUAUAUUUCAACUGUGUUGCUGGCUGGUGGCCCCCUGGCUGGGAUCAUUUACUCUUACUCUAAGAUAGUUUCCUCCAUACGUGGAAUCUCAUCAGCUCAGGGCAAGUAUAAAGCAUUUUCCACCUGUGCAUCUCACCUCUCAGUUGUUUCCUUAUUUUAUUGUACAGUCCUCGGAGUGUACCUUAUCUCUGCUGCUACCCAGAGCUCCCAUGCAAGUGCAGUGGCCUCAGUGACGUACACGGUGGUCACUCCCAUGCUGAACCCCUUCAUCUACAGCCUGAGGAACAGAGACAUAAAGGGGGCUCUAACAAGAUUUUUUAAGAGGGCAACUAUAAAAGGGACAAUUGUCCUCGUAGUGAAAAAGUGCCCUUGA